Messenger RNA from Atta colombica, 801 nucleotides. It is a transcript of the gene eIF1, whose product is annotated as protein translation factor SUI1 homolog. Gene Ontology annotation, biological process: translational initiation. Gene Ontology annotation, cellular component: eukaryotic 43S preinitiation complex. Lineage: Eukaryota; Metazoa; Arthropoda; Insecta; Hymenoptera; Formicidae. The record is from RefSeq and is a predicted model, not a curated record. Gene Ontology annotation, molecular function: ribosomal small subunit binding; translation initiation factor activity; RNA binding.
AUGACGUCACCACAACGCCGGGAAUCGCGCGCUUUUGCGGCCAAUCCCACGGCUCAUUUUAGGAACACGCUGACCACGCGCAACCCCACCCAUCGCGCCGUGACAAAUGCAACUUUUACUUCCGGCUGCGUACACGGCCAUCGCGCUUGGCUUUCAUCGAGUCCGUUUGUGCUCCGGUGGUGUUCACGCGACGUUCAAGUGCUGAUCUUAGCAACCUCUCUCCACGUUCUUGCUCCUACGACUGUCAUCUGCGCUCCGCAGUUCUAUAUCAUCCGAGGGAUCUCUUUUGUUUGUCGUAUGUCCAUCCAGAAUCUCAACACAUUCGACCCCUUUGCAGAUGCAAUCAAGGGUUCAGACGAUGACGUCCAGGACGGCCUCGUUCAUAUAAGGAUCCAGCAGCGGAAUGGUCGCAAAACCUUAACAACGGUGCAAGGACUUUCCUCGGAAUAUGACUUGAAGAAAAUCGUGAGAGCAUGUAAAAAGGAGUUUGCCUGCAAUGGGACAGUAAUAGAGCACCCGGAGUACGGGGAGGUGCUGCAGCUGCAGGGGGACCAACGAGAGAAUAUAUGCCAGUGGCUGACAAAGUCGGGUCUGGCAAAACCUGACCAGCUCAAAGUCCAUGGUUUUUAAUCAAUUAACAACAACAGCAACAAUUACCAUCCAUGCCACAACCCACAACAGCAGACAGCUCCCUCGUCAGCUCUACAUGAUCAUCUCAAAUUGAAUCUGUAUAUCAUUCACUAAACUUCUCGUGGGAUAUCCCGAUUAUACUUCACGUCAACAUUAUAAAUAUAUAUAUAU